GGCGCGUGUCGCCAAGGCUGUGCUGCUUUGCGUAUACAUCUUCCUUGGCGUAUCAACUAGAAAAAUUCCCCCACCCCAUAUCGAAAACGAAAUUUGUGAUGCUGUAUUUGAGUACACAAAUCGACUUGUAAUGCUAGAAGGCCAAGAGCCGCAGUCAUGGCCUCGUUUGCAGGCAAUUUGUCAUGCUGUUUCCCACUUCCAGUUGCUUCCUGUCAUGCUGAAGAUGCAAGGAUAUGGGGAGGGGAGAUUUUUCUUCUUGAUAUGGCGCGUCUAUGAUGUUGUCCGUGGAGAUCACGAAGAGCGUAUGCAUUGCAAAUAUGCCUGGGUCUGGAAGAGGGUAACUUGUCAUGCUACAUCUGGAUCGUGGAAAAAUUUGUGUUGCAUCAUUGCCAAAAGAGGUCCACUUUUGAACAAGUUUACAGGCAGUUUCUCAUGCAGAAAAGGCAUGAAAAAGAUCUCACAGAACCUAUCAUGCCAGGCCGUGCAUGCCAGUCCGCGUGGGUCAUGGAAAACCUGCAUGACAAACCUGGCAAUCUUCCAGACCCAAACAUUUUUGCAUUUGAUAGAGCGCGAAAACCAACAAAAUUGAAUACAGCACGCAACAGGCCGUCCU
Amoebophrya sp. A120 is the source of this 613-nucleotide messenger RNA. Lineage: Eukaryota; Dinophyceae; Syndiniales; Amoebophryaceae. The record is from the annotation of a GenBank genome assembly.